This is a messenger RNA of Closterium sp. NIES-65, 900 nucleotides long. The record is from the annotation of a GenBank genome assembly. NCBI's taxonomy places the organism in Eukaryota, Viridiplantae, Streptophyta, Zygnematophyceae, Desmidiales, Closteriaceae.
AUGAGCAGUGAGGAUAUGAGCAGUGGGGAUAUGAGCAGUGGGGAUAUGAGCAGUGGGGAUAUGAGCAGUGGGGAUAUGAGCAGUGGGGAUAUGAGCAGUGGGGAUAUGAGCAGUGGGGAUAUGAGCAGUGGGGAUAUGAGCAGUGAGGAUAUGAGCAGUGGGGAUAUGAGCAGUGGGGAUAUGAGCAGUGGGGAUAUGAGCAGUGGGGAUAUGAGCAGUGGGGAUAUGAGCAGUGGGGAUAUGAGCAGUGGGGAUAUGAGCAGUGGGGAUAUGAGCAGUGGGGAUAUGAGCAGUGGGGAUAUGAGCAGUGGGGAUAUGAGCAGUGGGGAUAUGAGCAGUGGGGAUAUGAGCAGUGAGGAUAUGAGCAGUGGGGAUAUGAGCAGUGGGGAUAUGAGCAGUGGGGAUAUGAGCAGUGGGGAUAUGAGCAGUGGGGAUAUGAGCAGUGGGGAUAUGAGCAGUGAUGAUAUGAGCAGUGGGGAUAUGAGCAGUGAGGAUAUGAGCAGUGGGGAUAUGAGCAGUGGGGAUAUGAGCAGUGAGGAUAUGAGCAGUGAUGAUAUGAGCAGUGGGGAUAUGAGCAGUGAGGAUAUGAGCAGUGGGGAUAUGAGCAGUGGGGAUAUGAGCAGUGAGGAUAUGAGCAGUGAGGAUAUGAGCAGUGGGGAUAUGAGCAGUGGGGAUAUGAGCAGUGGGGAUAUGAGCAGUGAGGAUAUGAGCAGUGGGGAUAUGAGCAGUGGGGAUAUGAGCAGUGGGGAUAUGAGCAGUGGGGAUAUGAGCAGUGAUGAUAUGAGCAGUGGGGAUAUGAGCAGUGGGGAUAUGAGCAAUGACAAGUUCUCCUGGCAACGAUCACACAAAGCACCACCAUCAAAGCAGAAAGGGUAUGGGGAGGACGGUUCAAAGAUGUAA